Molecule: messenger RNA, 4994 nt
Organism: Cydia splendana
Lineage: Eukaryota; Metazoa; Arthropoda; Insecta; Lepidoptera; Tortricidae
Gene: Gk1
Product: glycerol kinase 3-like
Exons: 8
Coding region: 152-1696 (514 amino acids)
Biological process (GO): glycerol-3-phosphate biosynthetic process; triglyceride metabolic process; glycerol metabolic process
Cellular component (GO): mitochondrion
Molecular function (GO): glycerol kinase activity
Source: RefSeq, a predicted model, not a curated record
GUCAAACAGGAUAACGUUAAUAAUAAUUUUGUUAUCUGUAGAAUCUUGUUAGAAUUUAUUAUUGUGAUAAUCCUCGCGCGUAUUAGAUAAGGGUCAUACGGUAUUAAUGAUCCAUUUGGAAACAUAAGAUUGAUAUAAAACCGCCGUGAAAAUGAGUGAAUACGGAAAAUUCGGACCUCUCGUCGGCGCCAUUGACGAGGGCACCUCUAGCGCAAGAUUUAUCAUUUUCAAAGCUAACUCUUCGGAAGUCGUUGCGUUGCAUCAAAAGUCAUUGGAUCAGCAUUUUCCUCAGGAAGGAUGGGUUGAACAAGAUCCUAUGGCCAUUCUUGAAGUUGUGACAACAUGCGUAGAAAAAGCAGUCGAGAAACUAGAAGCAAUGGGCGGAAGAGCUAAGGAUAUAUUAGCAGUGGGAGUGACAAAUCAGCGAGAGACUACGAUAGUAUGGGAUCGUAAUACUGGAAAACCACUGUACAAUGCUAUAGUGUGGCUUGACAUGAGAACAACAUCUACCAUAGAUAAACUCCUGGACACAGUGCCUAACAAGACUAGGAAUCAGAACUAUCUUAAGCCACUGUGUGGUUUACCACUGUCCCCAUACUUCAGUGCCGUGAAGCUGAGAUGGCUCAUUGAUAAUGUGGACUCAGUUAAGCAGGCUAUGAAGAAUGGCACAUGCUGCUUUGGUACUGUGGACACUUGGAUUAUUUGGAAUUUAACCGGCGGACCUAAUGGAGGAAAGCAUGUAACUGACGUUUCAAAUGCCUCAAGAACAAUGCUCAUGAACAUCGAAAACUUGAAGUGGGAUCCGUUGCUGCUGAAAUUUUUUGAAAUCACUAGUCCGGUCCUGCCAGAAAUUAAAUCCAGUUCAGAGGUAUAUGGUUACAUAUCUGACGGACCACUCAAGGACAUUCCAAUAUCGGGCUGCCUAGGCGAUCAGCAAGCCGCUUUAGUAGGUCAAAUGUGCCUACAGAGGGGUCAGGCGAAAGCUACGUAUGGCACAGGCUGUUUUGUGCUUUACAACACGGGUGACAUUCGAGUCAAUUCCAGUAGAGGUUUGCUGACUACUGUUGCUUUUCAGUUGGGUAGCAAAAACCCACCUGUUUAUGCACUAGAAGGUUCGGUUGCUAUAGCCGGCGCUGCGUUGGGAUGGUUGAAAGAUAAUAUAGGAUUGUUGGAUAGUGCCAAGGACUCGCAAGAACUUGCGGAGAACGCAUCUGAAAACGGCAGUGUUGUGUUUGUUCCUGCCUUUAGCGGGUUGUAUGCGCCCUAUUGGAGGCAGGAUGCUAGAGGGGUGAUCUGUGGCAUUACUGAGGACACAAAUUCGUCACACAUAAUCAAAGCAGCUCUAGAGGCUGUAUGUUACCAAGUCAGAGAUAUUUUGGACGCCAUGAACGAGGACUGUGGUAUACCUCUACAAUUACUGAAGGUGGACGGCGGUAUGACGUCAAAUUCACUGGUCAUGCAAAUGCAGGCUGAUUUAAUUGGCAUCAACGUUAUCAGAGCAGGCUUCACUGAGAGCACCGCCUUAGGCGCAGCGCAAGUCGCCUAUUGGGGAGUCGACGCUUCUAAACCGGUCACACCUAUACCUAUGACCGAUGGUACCAUUUAUGUUCCACGUAUCACAGAUGACGAACGUGAUAUGAGAUAUAAACAGUGGAAAAUGGCAGUUGAGAGGUCUUUAGGAUGGGACCAAAAUUAAUAUUAUAUUGGAAUUGAAAUUGAUAUUUUUGUGAUAAUUCAUUGUUCGUGUAAAAUUUUAUACAUUGUUGAACGUUAAUAUUGAUAAUAUAUUAGUUAAGUAUCGCCUUAUAGUGACUAGGUAUAUUUGCAAUAAUAUAAGUAAGUAAGCAGGUAAAGUUGAAAUGGAGUGAAAAUGGAUUAUAUUAUCAGUUAGGUAAUACAAAUAUGUAUAUUUAAGUAUCAUGCUGUAUGCAGGUAUUAGAUGUCUUAGGCGUCAAGUGCAAAUACACAAUACCUAGGAAUGAGAGGGCGAAGCUCCCUUUUCAUCUACAUGUGGGUAUAAUAUAUAGGUAAGUACCUAAAUCAUCCAUCCCAUCAAAUCAACGAAGUAAUUAUUAAAACAUAUUUUUUUCAUUGGCAAUAUUGAUAUACCUGUCAGAUACGAGUUAAGCAGGCUUUGUAAGGUCUUUUGGUCUAGUCCCGCAGUGAUGUCGUUAAAGUACUAAACUAAACGGUCUAACGAUACAUGUAACGUUGUACAAAAAACGCACUUUAAAUGGAAUAUUCAUUAAAAAAAGGGUUAUUAAAAUUACAUAUGCGCACAUUGAAAAUUUUAAACCGCGUGUAAUGUAGGGCCGGCGUAAAAUGGCCUUGGACUUUCAAUGACCUAAGUAAUAUAUUCGAAUUGCAUAUGUUUUAGUCGCCGUAGUUUAUGCAUCAAACUGUCUCCAAUUUAGAAUCGUCAAGUUAAUGAACUGUCUGAAAAAUAUUACUUAGGCGGUGUCACUCAUUUUCAACAACCUUUGCGAUAUACACCAGAAACCCUGCAUUAAAGGGUCUAGCAGCCAAAGAUUUAAUAAAGCUUAAUGAAAAAGGCUCAUAACAAAGCACAGGAUUUUUACACUAUGUGAUUUUCAUGAAUUUUCUUGUUCAUUAAAGCGCAACUUAUGACAAUUACAAUAUGUGCUUAAGAAUAAUAAUUAAUUGUUAUGCUCCAUGCAAGGUAAGUUGAACGGGCCCAUAGCCAUUAUCAGGGUAAUGGGAAGAGCAGAACAAGGCAUGGAUGUAAAAACAUUAAUGUAUUGUCUUGUCAACGUUCUGUCGUCGAAGUAAAAUUAAUGCGGACUGUAAAAUAGUCCUGAGAUUACUGCAGGCUGUAAAAUGAUAAGGUUUCUAACGAAAGAAAAGAGUAGUAGAUGUCCUCGUAACAGUAUUGGGUUGUUGACGUUUACACAAUAUGUUGAAAAUUAAAUUAAAAUAUCUAGAUGGAAUAAAUAGCAAAUGAAAAAAACAAGCAUAACUAAGUAGAGAAGGGAAAGUUACCAAAGUUUCGCAUACUUACAUAUUUUUAAAACCAUAUACAUGCUUAGUAGUUUUAUAAAUAAAUAGAUGCCAUUACAUUCCCGUCGAUAUAGUGAAAAUCCGAUACCCAAAAUUUUUUUUGGAGGCCUAAGAAGAUAGGUAUUAAGUGACCCAGCCUGUAUGCCGUUUCAGUUUGACAAACGGUGGGCCAAAUGGAUGGAAUUCCGUAUACGUUGAAUACGUAGAUAGAGGAUCAAAGGGUCACACAUCACACACAACAAAUUCUUUGUUUGUAUUUGAAUAGAGGGAACAUUAGAUGCUUAUUAGACCUACUUCUUCCUCUUGAGCGAUAAGAAAAUAUCUCUAGUUAUAGAUGAUUUUGCGAUGGCGCGCUCCACCCUUCUACAAUUACUUUAGGUACCAGGUACAUGUUGAGAAGGUGUUGAGCGCGCCUUCGUGGAUGACAAUAGUAUAGUCAGGGUUUAACGUAUGCGGAAUGAAAUUAUGCACAAUGUUUGUGUAACCUUAUAAAAUAAAAAAAAAUGUUUAAUAUAACGAUAAUGUUAUGUACUUUUUAAAACAAUCUACUAACAAAUUUUAAAGUAAAAAGUAAUUUGGCCCCAUGCGUGCUGCUUUUCGUCAAUUUGUUGGCAGUUUAUCCAUGGCUGUUGUGUAAGUCGAUGUUGGCGUUUUGUUUAAUUCUAAUUAAAUUUAUCGAAUUAAGAAUAAGAAUAUUAUUUAUUUGAAAAAAAUAAUAAUUAGAGCCUGUAUCCAGCCAUAUUUUACUGAUUCUUCAGUUGGGUCAUUGGCGUUCUGGAAAUAAAAGUUACCCUGUGCCAUUCGUUGCCGUCUAAGGUGAAUCCAUAUCCAUAAUGCAUUCUACGUCGUUUUUUGCAUAGAAUAUGUUUUUGACCAAAGUUGUAAGUCUGUUCUUCUGGGUAAGUUUUUGGUUUUUCGUACAUGGUGGGUUUUACUUUUCUUGCUUGUUUCGCAAUGCCCAUAUCAUGUAGUAGAUACUUUUUCACUGUUUUGCCAUCACAGUUAAAUUUUUUUCCGAGGUCUCUUGUAGGAUUUAGCUACCCAACCUGCCGUAUUUGUUUUCACACAAGAACAUACUUUGCCCGAACCUGGUUUUCUAGUAGUCGUAUGUCGAAGAGAAUAGGAUGAUAAUAUAUUAUAAACCGGCCUUCGGCUCUCCACCUUUUCUGUAAAAUGUUUAACAAUCCUCGACUUCGGGCAAUCUGGAUGUGACGCGAAAAUCACACGGUUUUUCGACGCUUUUCUUCGAGAUUUGCCAUAGUUUUUUACACAAAUCCUACAAGCGAAUGAUUUGUACAACACUUUGACAGAUAAUACAGAAAACAAAAGAUAAUAUCAACUUUUAAAUAUCGAAUCAUUUACUCUUAAAAUUUUGUAUAAAAACUUUGUGAAAAUUUCAUUCCGCAUACGUUACAUACUUUUAAUUGAAAUCAAAAUCGUCAUCGGGUAUGAUAGAUAAAGCAGUGCCAAGACGCGUAGUUUUAAAUAAGCUGAAUAUGAUGACACUAUAAGUAUAGUCCAUUCAAUUUUGAUUAUUGUUUCGCUCACUGUUGCCCUCAAAUUGUCAGGCUGAGACAAAACGUAUCACACAGUACUGCGCCAUCUACUUAAUUAUCUAAUUAGCAGCUACAAUUUGUUCGUAAAGUGUCAUUCUAUGGAACUUGCUAACUAUGUAAACAAAAGUCACUAGUAAAUUGACAUUCAGAGACAAUUUUAAUAUGGCGGUUUGUUUCAAGUUUCAAGUUCCAUAGAAUGACACUUUAGUGCUAAACGCGUCUUAGUAUUUUUUGUCUACAAGUAUGUUUUAAUGAUGCACUAUAUUGAGUUUUCAAUAUCUUGUUACGAUUAAUAAGAUUGUUUAUAUUUAAUUUAUAGAACAAUUUAUUUUAUUAGACGCAUAUUGUCAGUUUACCACACCUACAAUUUAUUUAGGUCAUUCGUUAUUUUUAUUAUUAAAAAUAUAUUUUUGACUAUAA